This is a messenger RNA of Sturnus vulgaris (Common starling), 997 nucleotides long. It is a transcript of the gene HMGA1, whose product is annotated as high mobility group AT-hook 1. NCBI's taxonomy places the organism in Eukaryota, Metazoa, Chordata, Aves, Passeriformes, Sturnidae. Gene Ontology annotation, biological process: regulation of DNA-templated transcription. Gene Ontology annotation, cellular component: nucleus; chromatin. Gene Ontology annotation, molecular function: transcription coregulator activity; DNA binding. The record is from RefSeq and is a predicted model, not a curated record.
GCCCCGGCUCCGCCUCCCCCGCUCCGCCGGCGCUGGGAGCUCCCUUCGCCUGUUUGCCCUUAUUUAAUUUCGAGUGUGAUUUUGCUAUUUUUAGCAGCUGGAUCCCCUCCAAUCCGCAGUCGCCGCGGGCGGGGGGUCCCUUCGCUCCGCAACACAGACCCGCCGGGAAAAACAAAACCAUCAAACCGCCCCCAAAACCCUCCGCGAACACCCGGCUCCGGGAUCAAGCUGACUACAAUGAGUGAAUCCAGCGCCAAAUCCAGCCAGCCCCUGGCCUCCAAAGGGGAGAAAGACGUGUCGGAGAAGAGGGGCCGAGGGCGGCCUAGGAAGAAGCCGCAGCAGGAGCCCAGCGAGGCCCCGACCCCCAAGAGACCCCGUGGACGGCCGAAGGGCAGUAAAAACAAGGCCACCACAAAGGGCAGGAAAGCUGCAGUCACACCAGGGAGGAAACCUCGAGGGCGACCCAAAAAAUCGGUGAGUGGGCUUUUCCCUACCCUACCCACCCUGGCAGGGCGCUGGGCACUUUGGGGGCACGGCAGCUCCCCAGAGAGUCCCAUGAAUACAGGGUGGAUGCUUUCAGGUUGGAGGAGCUCAGAGCAGUUGUGUGAGUAGGACACGGCACUGGGUGGGCUCCAAACCCCCUAGGGCUGGGGAUUUCAGGAAUCCUGCCCCCCCCACCUCCCCAUAGGCCCAAGAGCAGCGUUGGGUGUUUGGUCCUGCCCUGGGGACGUGCUGGCACACGCCUGCCCAGAUCCCUGCACAGCAUUCCUGCAGCCCGUGGGUGCAGCCACCCCCUUCCUUUACUGAGCUUUCCCUCCUCCAUUCCAUUUUUUCUCCAUUCCCCUCAGUUCGCAGCUCAGGCAGCUGCCAGGUACCCGGACAGUUUCAUCUCCCUUCCCUGCGUGUCCCAGAUUUUGUUCUUUUUCCCACUGAAAUUCCUUGCAGAGCUGAGGGUGGCAAACCCGAGGUGGCAUCCUGGGGUCUCCUGUGCCGGUGU